AUGAGCUUCCUACAACAGUUGCUGUUGAUUAGUCUCGUAGGCAUCGUCUUCGGUGCUUAUGCUCUCUCACGUAUUGGGCAACGACCGCCUGGUCUUCCACCUGGUCCGGUAACCCAGCCGUUUUGGGGGAACAUUAAGCAGAUGCCCAAGAGAGACAUGUACAACCAAUUUCAGAAGUGGGCGCAGGAGUACGGGCCGAUCUACAGUAUCAAAUUGGGCGUACAGACGAUGAUAGUGCUUUCGGAUGGGAAGGCGGUUAAAGAACUAAUUGAUAGGCGGAGCGCGUCGACAAACGAACGAGGGCCACAUUACAUUGCUCAUGACCUCCUCGGUGAUGGUCAACGCAUAUUACAAAUGCGCUAUGGGCCCGACUGGCGGUUGUCACGCAAGCUGUACCAUCGCUUGUUGACCACAACUAUGGCCAAAACCUAUUUACCAUAUCUAGAGCUUGAGAGCAAGAAGAUGUUGUACGACCUGAGUACGAACCCAGAUGGAUUCUUAUAUCAUAUUAAGAGGCAAUGUUGUCGAAAUAAAGGUUAUGACAACCCUACAAUGAGGGAGAUUCUCAAGUCGUUGGAAAAGACAUCAAGCAUUAUUCAAGUCACUUCGGCAGCGUUAGCCGACGCGUAUCCCAUCAUGCAGUGGUUACCGGCUUGGCUAUUCCCUGCGAAGAAAAAGGCCAUCGAGCACACCAAGACUGAACGGUCGAUUUACUUCAGACUUUGGAAUCGUGUCAAACAAUCUAUGGCAGAUGGAACCCAGAAACCCUGCUUUGCGGCUGAUUUAGCAAGACUACAGGAGAAGGAAGGGUUCACAGAUCUAAGAGCUGCAUACGUGUCAAGUGGCUCGAUGGAGGCGGGGACCGGUACCUCAUCGAACAACUUGCUUGGCUUCAUUCAAGCGUUGAUACUAUUCCCAGACGCUUUGAAGGAGGCACAGCGAGAACUUGACCGAGUGGUUGGUGACGAUCGACUGCCUGACUUGGACGACCGGCCCAAUCUGCCAUAUCUUCGAAGCUGUGUAAAGGAGUCUCUAAGGUGGAUGCCUCCUGUCAUCGUCGGCAUCCCACAUUGCCUAUCAUGCGACGAAACAUACAAUGGUUAUGUGUUACCCAAGGGUGCCGAGCUUCUAAUCAAUGUAUGGACUCUCAACAACGAUCCGACGCGCUAUAAAGACCCGCGAACAUUCAAUCCUGCUCGAUUCCUGAAUGAUGAGCAGACUUCCUUCGAGGCAGCGACAAAUCCAGACCCUGAUCGGCGAGAUCAUUACGCCUUUGGGGGCGGUCGCCGGCUCUGUCCCGGAACACAUCUUGCCGACGACAUCCUAUUCCUAGCUAUGUCGAGACUGGUAUGGGCGUUCAACUUCACCCCAGCCGUCAUCGACGGCAAGGAAGUACCUCCAACGCCGGAGCGAUUUACUCAGACGGCUGUGGUCAUGCCUGAGCCAUAUCCAGCGACCAUUUUACCGAGAUCUGCCAAACGGGCGGCCAUGAUUAAGAAGGAUUGGGAACAAGCCAGAGACAAUCUUCUUGAUGAACAGUUGCAGUGGCGAGAGAUUCCUCGUGGGAUGAAAUUUAGUGAACUAUGA
This is a messenger RNA of Cladophialophora psammophila CBS 110553, 1587 nucleotides long. RefSeq lists its product as uncharacterized. Gene Ontology annotation, molecular function: monooxygenase activity; iron ion binding; heme binding. The record is from RefSeq and is a predicted model, not a curated record. Lineage: Eukaryota; Fungi; Ascomycota; Eurotiomycetes; Chaetothyriales; Herpotrichiellaceae. The coding region runs from base 1 to 1587 and encodes 528 amino acids. The transcript has 6 exons.